Messenger RNA from Lottia gigantea (owl limpet), 1302 nucleotides. RefSeq lists its product as hypothetical. The coding region runs from base 1 to 1302 and encodes 433 amino acids. NCBI's taxonomy places the organism in Eukaryota, Metazoa, Mollusca, Gastropoda, Lottiidae. The record is from RefSeq and is a predicted model, not a curated record. The transcript has a single exon.
AUGAAACACCACCCAUUACACCUGCAGACCAUAUUGCGGAGAAAAAAAAUAGUAUUCGAGUCUAAUCUACUCCAGCUGUUCGAUACUUGCCCACAUUGUGCCCACCCGAGUCAGAGCCAUAUUGUUGAUAAACCAAACAGUGGCUUUGGGACAAUGGUCCGUGUAGAACAGCGAUGCAUGGAUUGCGAGUUUACUCGUAAAUUGGACAGCCAGCCAAUGUUGAAGCAAAUGCCCCUUGGUAACCUGAUGUUAUCUGCUUCAAUCCUUUUCUCUGGCAGUCAGAUCAGUCAAGUGCUGCGCAUGUUACAUAUUUUCAAUGUAGCUACGUACAGUCGACAGACUUUUCAGCGCCACCAAAAUGAUUAUGUCAUACCGACAAUCAUCAAUGGGUGGAAAGAAAAGCAGGCAGACCUGAUCGCAGAACUUAAAGAAAACCAAAUCCAUCUUGCAGGUGACCGCAGAAAUAACAGCCCAUGUCAUUCUGCCAAAUAUGGUACGUACACCUUUAUAGAACAAACAUCAAAGAAGGUGGUAGAUCUGCAACAAGUACAAAGCAGUGAAGCUUGUAGCAGUAACGCCUGUGAAUUAUUUGGUUUUAAAAGGGGGGUGUCUUUCCUAACAGAACAACUAACUUGCCGCGGUCUAGUUACAGAUCGGCACAGAUCUAUAGCUGCCUUUAUUCGGGACGAUCUUAAAGUCAACAACCCCAUGUGUGCGGAGAUGGAUCAUUUCAAUGAUGUUUGGCACACUGCUAAGGGCCUUGGUAAGAAAACAAUCAAGAUCGGAACCAAGCAGCCAGAAGUCAACCUAUGGAAAAAAUCCAUUGUUAACCACAUGUACUUUGUUGCAGCAACAGCCCCCAAAGAAAAUAGAAGGGAUCAUCUCAAAGACAGGUGGCUUUCUCUGGACAAUCACCUCCGUGAUAUUCAUGAAAAUGACCUUGACUUGAACCCCAUGUGUGAUCAUGGGCACCUAUUGUACGAUAGAAACAAAGAGUGGUUUGUUCGUGGGACAGUGGGCAGUGCGAUGCUGACAGACCUGCUGACAUCAAAUGCAGUGGUCAAGGAUGUCCAAAAUCUGACACCUCGAUUCCAAACUUCCAGUCUUGAAGCAUUCCAUAGUCUUGGUGUUCGCUUUGCGCCCAAACAUAUCCACUUUGGUUGGCUCGGUCAAUUGGCGAGGACUUACCUGGCGGCUAUGCAUCACAAUGAAAACGCCAACAGGAUGCAAGCUAUAACAAGAAAUGGACUGCCUCAAUACCGUGUUAGUUUCCCCAAGUAUAAAUCUGGCCACCAAAACUGA